AGGGGAGGGAGCUCGGGAGCUGACAGAAGAGAGGAAAUUCCCCUGGAACCUGUUUCUCUGCUUCCUGGCUCAGCUGGGGCACCCACUGGAGGGAGAGGCCAGGCCAAAGACCUGGGCCCGCCAUGGCCUUGGCCCUGAGGCCACGCCGGGUUCCCAAGCCCAAGAGCAGCCUGCCCUCACACUACCACGAGAGCUUCCUGGAGAAGAAGGGACCCCGAGACCGGGAUUACAAGAAGUUCUGGGCAGGCCUCCAGGGCCUGACUCUCUAUUUCUACAAUAGCAAUCGGGACUCCCAGUAUAUGGAGAAGCUAGACCUAGGAGUGUUUGUGAAGCUCACAGAUGAAGCUCCCUGGGGGAGCUCCCAUGACCCUGGCACCCACUUUUGCUUGGUCCUGCGGAACCAGGAGAUCAAGUUCAAGGUAGAGAGCCUGGAGUCUCGGGAGAUGUGGAAAGGCUUCAUCCUGACGGUGGUGGAGCUCCGUGUCCCGUCCAACCUGACCCUGCUGCCCGGACACCUGUACAUGAUGGCCGAGGCCCUGGCCAAAGAAGAGGCACGACGUGCGCUCGAGAUGCCCUCGUGCUUUCUGAAAGUGAGCCGGCUGGAGGCUCAGCUGCUCCUGGAGCGCCACCCCGAGUGCGGGAACCUGCUGCUCCGGCCCAGCGGGGACGGCGCGGGCGGAGUGUCGGUCAGCACGCUCCAGACGCUCAACGGGACGCAGGUGGUCCGGCACUACAAAGUGAAGCGCGAGGGCCCCAAGUACGUGAUCGACGUGGAGGAGCCGUUCUCCUGCACCUCGCUCGACGAAGUGGUCAACUAUUUCGUGUCGCACUCCAAUAAGAAGCUGAUGCCCUUCCUGCUGGACGAUGACUACGAGAAAGUGAUAGGCUACGUGGAGGCGGAUAAAGAGAAUGGCGAGUGUGUGUGGGUGGCGCCCUCGGCCCGCUCGGCCCCCUCGGCCCCCGGCCCAGGUCCUGAACCCCCUAGGGGUGGCCCUAAGCAGCUGCCUCCCUCGUCCAUCGCGCCCGUGUCCAGCCAGGACAAGCUGCCCCCACUACUGAACCAGGAUGAGAACUAUGUGAUCCCCAAUGGAGAUGCCCCAGCUGCCAACUACGUGAACGAGGACGUGCCUUCCCCUAGUCGACCAGUUGUCCCGAAGCCCAGGAAGUUGGCCAUGUUUCAGGCAGAGCCUCCAAAGCCACCCAUUGUGCCCAAGUCAGGUAGGGGUCCCUCUUCCCAGCCCCUUCCCCAUCCAGCCAAGAGCCAGCCUCAGCCUUCAUCUGCCUUCUCCACCAGAGCCCAAAAAAGGCCUCAACAGUGGCCUGGCCAGGAAGCUGGCAGUCAGCUCAGCGCAGGCUUUCUCCUCCCCGACCACAGGGUUGGCAGAUGUGACAGCAGAGCUGAAAGGGAAACUGCAGAGGAGACUGGCGCUGGAGCACGCAGCCGAGUGCACAGGGGACCAGCGGGCCAAUCUCCAAGUGUGGCGCAUCAGUCAGGCAGAUCCCUCCUCCCAGAAUUAAAGCUCAAGUGACCCCAGGACCUGCGUGUUUGGCUUGGCUGGGUGGGGCAGCGUGGGGUCCCUCAGAUGACUGCCCACAGUGGUCCUCAGCUCAGCAAAACCUGCCUCCUGACCCUCAAGAAGAGCCUUUUUUGGGGGCUGUGCCUCACAGCUCAUGGGAUCUGAGUUCCCCGACCAGGGAUCGAACCCGGGCCUCAGCAGUGACAGCUCCGAGUCCUGACCACUGGACUGCCAGAGAAUUCCCAAGAAAAGCCCACUUUACAGCCAAGAAAGCUGAGGUCCAGAGAGGGCCAGACACACCCAGUGCCACCCAGCCCCGAAAAUUAAAGCAGCAGCACCGCC
Messenger RNA from Eubalaena glacialis (North Atlantic right whale), 1859 nucleotides. It is a transcript of the gene STAP2, whose product is annotated as signal transducing adaptor family member 2. The coding region runs from base 123 to 1529 and encodes 468 amino acids. The transcript is spliced from 12 exons. Lineage: Eukaryota; Metazoa; Chordata; Mammalia; Artiodactyla; Balaenidae. Gene Ontology annotation, molecular function: signaling adaptor activity. The record is from RefSeq and is a predicted model, not a curated record.